UCAAAUUCGAGACAUCAAUCCAGAAGCUCAAUUUUUCUGGCAACGGACUCUGUCUAACCUGCUCAAUGAUAUCUAUUUGAACCACCGAAGAAGACAAAUGUCUCUGUCACUGUUACCACGCUCUUCUAGCAGCCCGAACUGACCGGUCAAACCCACCAACAUGGCAGGCCUGUACAGACUCUGGCACAACAAACACAACCCUCCCUCAGACUUCUCCCAAGUAUCAUUCCACGAUAAAACAAUCCUCAUUACGGGUGCCACUUCCGGCCUUGGCUUUGAAGCAUGCCUCAAAUUUCUACGGCAAGGUGUCUCUUCACUCAUAAUCAGCAGCCGAGACCAUACGCGCGGCCAGCAAGUCAAACGAGAGCUCGAAAGUCUUACUGGCCGUGUCGGCAUUGUGGAGGUAUGGCCUCUGGAUAUGAGCUCCUUCCGAAGCGUGGCUGAAUUUGCAUCGCGUGUUAACGACGCCGAGUUGAAGGGUAGGAAAUUAGACGUGGUUGUCUUGAAUGCGGGUAUAAUGCAUCGCGACUUUGUGCUUUCGCCGGAUGGGUGGGAGGAUACAUUGCAGGUUAAUACGCUUUCAACAACGCUUCUUGCAGCGCUUUUAUUUCCUAAGCUGCGAGGAUAUGACACCUCCGGGGCGGUAGCAAGUGAGAGCGAUGUACCACAUCUGGUUAUUGUGUCGAGUGGUACUGCUGUUCGUGUCUCUCAUAAGGAUCUACCACCACCACCACCAUCUUCUUCUUCUUCUUCUUCAUCUUCAUAUUCUUCAUAUUUCUCACAUCCGCUCCUGGAAUAUCUAAAUCAACCAUCAACACGCAAGAAAUAUGCAAUCUCCAAACUUCUCCUCGAAUACGCAUCCCGUUCCCUCGCAGAUUUAGCACACAACGACGAUGGGAGUUUAAAUGUAAUCGUAAACACAGCUAAGCCGGGUUUAUGCGCUUCGUCCCUGGGACGACAAUAUACUACUCGCUGGUACGAGCGUUGGGCUGCUCGGCUUUUCAAUUACUUAUUUGCUCGUCCUGCGGAAGUCGGAGGUAGGGUUUUGGUUAGUGCAUGUGUGCAGGGUUAUGAGUCUCAUGGGAGGAUAUGGAAGGGGGAUGGGUAUUUCGAUGAAACGUGCACGCUUUUGGCAGGCGAGGAAGGGAAGAGACUAAAGCAACAGGCUUGGAGUGAGAUUGUGGAUGUCCUCCAGGAGCAGGCUUCGCAUCUGAAUAUCACACUUGACCUUGAACGUACAAGAUAAAUGAUCUUCAAAUGCUGCAUGGUAUCUCAUUGUUGGGUAUAGCUAGGUAUAUAAAUACAAUUCUAAUCCUGUAAACUC
Talaromyces stipitatus ATCC 10500 is the source of this 1324-nucleotide messenger RNA. Its product is annotated as short-chain dehydrogenase/reductase family protein, putative. The record is from RefSeq and is a predicted model, not a curated record. The transcript has 2 exons. NCBI's taxonomy places the organism in Eukaryota, Fungi, Ascomycota, Eurotiomycetes, Eurotiales, Trichocomaceae. The coding region runs from base 161 to 1246 and encodes 361 amino acids.